AUGGGUGGGGGAAGGUAGCGCUGGUGCGCCAGUAUGCGUGAGAAACUGAAACACCUUCGAACGAAACCUUUCAGCGUAUUCAGACUCUGUAUCAUUAUGUGACUGAGCCGGAUUCAAAAAAAGGAAAAGGAAAGACAGUUCGUUAUAUAGAAGGACGAGCAGCUUUCAUUCCGUGGUUUCAUUUCGAGGACCUCACCAUCACAAUGAGGAAAUCCAUUCUUGCUUGUCUUUUGCCAACAGGAUGUUUGGCUAUCCUUGUCUCAGUGCCAGACACUACACGUUACACUACCAUGUUUGCUUCAGUUACAAUGAGAUGUGACUAUUCCACCUCUGCAAAUAUGCAACUAGUUGUGGUCACUUGGCGCUACAAGUCUUUCUGCAGGGACCCAAUCCUGGACUAUUAUUCAUCAGGUUAUCAAGCUGCUGUGGCCCUAGGACAGGAUCCUGUAAAUGACUGUCCAGACAGCCAAAGAGAAGUUAGAACUGUAAUCCAAAAAACUGGAACAAAUGAGCCCAUUCUAGGAGUGGACUACGCACAGAGAAAAAUUACAAUUCAGAACAAGGCUGACCUGGUGAUAAAUGAAGUUAUGUGGUGGGAUAAUGGGGUUUACUUCUGCAUUGUAGAAGCCCCAGGUGACACUGCAGGUGAUCCAGAUAAAGAAGUUAAGCUGAUCGUUUAUAAUUGGCUUGUGGUGAUUUUCAUCAUCCUGGGUUUCAUCCUGUUAAUUAUACUGCUUUCCAUUUGUUGGUGCCAGUGUUGUCCGCAUCGUUGCUGCUGUUAUGUUCGUUGUCCCUGCUGCCCAACUAAGUGCUGCUGUCCAGAAAAAGCUAUAAUACAACACAGAAUAAUGAAAGAAGCACAGAAGGCUUUAAUGCCAUGGUCAGCAGGACACAUUUAUGAUCCCGUGGGCUCUUACAGGUCAUCAUCUCAUCACACCCCUCAAAUGCACAAAGAUUACUCUUUAAAGCACAAUAUUCCAAUGAUCCCAAUGCAACAACAAUCUCACCAUAGCAAUAAGUCUGUCCUUGAUUACCUUGAAAGCCAGGUGAGAAAUUUAGACACAGUCCAGCCACUACAACAGCCUCUGCUACCAAGUAAUCAUGUGCAGUUCCAGACCCCUCCAAGUGUACUGUCUUCACUGAACGAGAUUGGUGUGCGUGAAAUCGAUAGACGUGUCAUUCACCUGCCACCAAUUGUUGAAAGAAUACCCUCUUCCCAUUCAACCAACAACUCCGCACGAAGGAAUGCAACUUCUUCUGGAUUCAGAGGUCAACAUUCUGAAGCUGAAUUGGUUGGUAGAGGGGUGCAUGGCCAAGGAGGAUCAAGAUCCAGUCGAGGAUCCCACUCAGAGCAAGACAACAGGAACCGGAGGAGAGAGCCACAGAAUAACAAUCGCAAUCACUGGAGAGAUCAGUACUCUCGUCCAAGAGACUGGCGAAGUUACAGUGAUGAGUCAGACUAUGAUGAUCGCAGAGGGGGACCAAACAUGAGAAGAAAUAAUAUUGGCAGCUACUCCCAACCCAGGCAGGAGAGAGAACAAUAUCGAGAUGACUAUAACCCCGGUAGGCAUCGCCCACGUCGUAGACAGAGAAGUUAUUCUCCUCCUGGCCGAAGAGGGUCUUGGAGUUCUGAUGAUGACAGCAGCAGAGCGGCUGGAAAUAACCGAAGGAGAAACAAAGAUCACAGUGCGGAGUGGCCAGAAAAACCUCCUAGCUACCGCUCCAUUGAGAUCUUGCCAAACCGAAGUCAUAAUGGUUCAAACAGAGUUCAUGAAAGAUAUUCAGAAAGAAGCUCACGAAGUGGCAGAAGCGUGGUGCUAUAAACAGACAGAGGAGAAGCUUCUAUUUCAGCUAUACUUUACAUAAAGAAGAACACUUUUUUGAGCAGCAUAUCAAGGACUUACUAGUGGACAGAAGAAAAUUUUGUAUUUUUGCUUUAUCUGCUUGUUUUUAAUUGCUACCAUGACUCGUUUUUUAAAAAAAAAAAUCUAAGAUUUUGUAACUGGUGCAAUGACUUUUGGAGAGACACUGAAUUUCUGUUUUAUAAAUAUUUAGUUCACUGCAUUGCAAUUUCUAAGAUUGUACCCAAAAUAUGCGACCAGUGGCUAAGCACAAAAACCAUAUUCAAUAUUUUAGGAUGGAUCAGCAAAAUAAGUCUUUCUGUGGUUGUCUCUCUCAACCUUACUUUAUCAUGUUUAAUAACCAAAGUAACAUCACUGACAUUUGCUUUGUUUUAGAUGUUACAUUGUGCUUUGCUAAGUCGGUCAGCUUUAUGUAUAUGUUAAGGUAAUAAUAAGGUAAUUGUGUAAUUUUAAAAGUUUAGGUUAACGCAAUUGUAUAUACAUUUACUCCUAGAAAACAAGAUCAUGUAAUGUAACAACUAUACCCUUUUCUAGGUCUAAAAUGGUUUUAAAUUAAUCUGCGGUGAGCUGGAUUGCUCAGUCUCGUUGUCAAGUGCUUAAUAUAAUUUGCUUAUUUCUCUUCUCUAUACAGAUGACAUAUUGUACAUGUUGUAACAGCCUGUCUAGUCAAGGGGGAUUUCACCUGUUUAGGUUUUUUUUGUGUGUGUGUGACAAUCCUGCUUGAAUCAGAAAAUUACUGUAGAGUUUCAUUUCAUUCAGUGAAGAGAAUUUUUUGGAUAUUUCACAAUCAUCAGUGAAACAAAAUGUCAGAUUUUAUGUAAAUAAAUAUUUUUGGGCAACUUUUACAUUUACCACCUGUGCUACAAAAAUGACCUCCUUAUGUAACCUAAGUUUGUUCCUGUGACUUUUUUUGCUCAGAUACUUGCCAAAUUUUAAAAAAACAUUCCUCCAACAAAUGGUAAAUGUGACAAAAAAAUAUGUAAAUAUCGUAUAAGGUGCCAGCCUUGUUUCAUUUUUAAAUUAUGCUUUGUUUUUUUCUCUGCAUUUUGAGCUCUACUAGGACAGAAUAUUCACACAUUAAUGUGCUAAUUUUCUUUCUUAUGCUUCUAAUGACUUUAUUGAUUAUCCAGGUGUCUCAAACAUAUUACAUGAUACACUUCUUGCAAUUCUGCUUUAGCUGACAUCUUUUUACAUUUACUGUGUAUUCCUGCUACUGUGCUAUGAGUCUCCUCCUUUCUCUGUAGUCAUCCUGGAAGGCUGCAGUGGCUGUUGCUGCUGCUUUUUAUUUAUAGAUGUUGACAUUAAAUAAUGCUUCUUGUUUUUCUAUUUCA
Molecule: messenger RNA, 3193 nt
Organism: Erpetoichthys calabaricus (reedfish)
Lineage: Eukaryota; Metazoa; Chordata; Cladistia; Polypteriformes; Polypteridae
Gene: ildr1a
Product: immunoglobulin-like domain containing receptor 1a
Exons: 8
Coding region: 204-1823 (539 amino acids)
Cellular component (GO): plasma membrane
Molecular function (GO): high-density lipoprotein particle receptor activity
Source: RefSeq, a predicted model, not a curated record